Messenger RNA from Mesocricetus auratus (golden hamster), 1539 nucleotides. It is a transcript of the gene Asb11, whose product is annotated as ankyrin repeat and SOCS box containing 11. Gene Ontology annotation, molecular function: protein binding. NCBI's taxonomy places the organism in Eukaryota, Metazoa, Chordata, Mammalia, Rodentia, Cricetidae. The transcript is spliced from 8 exons. The record is from RefSeq and is a predicted model, not a curated record. Bases 288 to 1172 code for a protein of 294 amino acids. Gene Ontology annotation, biological process: protein ubiquitination; positive regulation of protein catabolic process; intracellular signal transduction.
GAUAGCAGAAGAGAUCUAUGGUGGCCUGUCAGGUAAAAAAUACUUGAAUUUAUUCCCAACACCUCAAAAAUUCCUCUUGGAAAAUUCCGAUGAAUAGUGUUUCUGGAAGUGUUCACAGGAGUUCCUGGAUUGCAUCAUGCUUCAGUUGGUGUCUGUUUCAAUUUGCAUCCAGGAUUCUCUUUCAAAAUAGACGUGCUUUGUGAUUUCAAUGGACUAGACAACUUGGAAAACUCUAGGCAUCAGUGGUCUUACAUAAAGAAACAAGAACUCUAAGACAAAGCAUCAGAAUGCUUCAGUUAACUGGGGAAGAAAGUGUCAGCAGGCCUGGACUGUGGAAAGAAAUUUCUUUUGGGGAUUAUAUCUGUCACACAUUUCAGGGAGACUGCUGGGCUGACCGAUCCCCACUCCACGAGGCCGCAGCCCAGGGGCGCUUACUGGCUCUUAAAACUUUAAUUGCACAAGGUAUCAAUGUGAAUCUUGUGACAAUUAACCGGGUCUCCUCCCUCCAUGAGGCAUGCCUUGGGGGUCAUGUGGCCUGUGCUAAGGCCUUGCUGGAAAAUGGUGCGCAUGUCAAUGGACUGACAGUUCAUGGGGCCACUCCCCUCUUCAAUGCUUGCUGCAGUGGCAGUUCUGCGUGUGUCAAUGUGCUCUUGGAGUUUGGAGCCAAGGCCCAGCUUGAGGUCUACCUGGCUUCACCUGUCCAUGAAGCAGUGAAGAGAGGUCACAGAGAGUGCAUGGAGAUACUGCUGGCAAAUAAUGUUAACAUUGACCAAGAGGUUCCUCAGUUGGGAACUCCCCUGUAUGUGGCCUGUACCUAUGAGAGAGUGGACUGCGUGAAGAAGCUUCUAGAACUAGGAGCCAGUGUUGACCACGGCCGGUGGCUGGACACCCCACUGCAUGCUGCAGUGAGGCAGUCCAGUGUGGAGAUCAUCAACCUGCUCACUGAGUAUGGGGCUAAUCUGAAACUCAGGAACUCGCAGGGCAAAAGCGCCCUUGACCUUGCUGUUCCAAAAAGCAGUGUGGAGCGGGCGCUCCUGCUCCAUGAAGAUCCGCCUGCUCUUUCUCAGCUCUGCCGCCUGUGUGUCCGGAAGUACUUGGGCCGUGCAUGUCAUCAAGCCAUCUGCCAGUUAGGGCUUCCAGAACCGCUGGAAAAAUUCCUCUUAUACCAGUAGUUGGAAAUGUGUAGAUUGUUGCCUUCUGUAGGGUACUUAGUAUGCACUGUCAGUGGCUUGCCUCACUAUCCUAAAAAUCAGCUCACCCAAUGAAAGUAAAUCUUCUAUAAAUCCAAACAUGUGGGAUGAACAAACUCCUGCUUAGUUUAAUGCUUGCCAAGAGGCAUCCAGAAACCUUUUAGUUUGUAAUUAACUAAAAAUAAAUAAUAAUCUUGAUAAUUAACUUAAAAUAAAACCAAAAUAGGGGGGAGGUAAAAAAGCUAUUUUCAGAUGAUUCAGGACCCUAUGGUACCUGGGACUGUGUUCAGCAUUCUUAAUAUUGCAUAGACACAGGUACAUAAGAAUAAAAUAAAUGUUAAGUACUUAA